Acanthoscelides obtectus is the source of this 493-nucleotide messenger RNA. The record is from the annotation of a GenBank genome assembly. Lineage: Eukaryota; Metazoa; Arthropoda; Insecta; Coleoptera; Chrysomelidae.
GAUAAAUGUCGUUCAUUCCUUUGUAUUCAGAUUAUUGAUUCAUCUAAAUCAAAAAGGUCACUAGAGAAAAAUACCUUCUGGUGGCUUUUGGGGUUUACUUUUAUCUUCACAGUUGGCCAAAUAGUUUGCUGAACAAGAAUGCAGAACUACCUGUAUAAUGUUACCUUAGUAAUUGUUAUAAACCCCAUAUUAUAGGUAUUCCAGAAGACAUGCUAAACACGCGAACGAGGAUAGAGCCCUUUUGACCGUAGAGGUAAAUGGAGAUAAAAUUAAACUGACCACUCAAUCGGCACUAAGAAAUAGUGAGGUCGAAUUUCAUGUUGGGAAAGCGAUUCAGGAAGACAUUGCGCCUGAAUAUCGAUGCAGCAGCACUGCGAAUUGGUCGGUAACACCUUGACAAUCGAAUCGAUUCCGACAGACGGCAGAGCAAAGUCCCUCACCAGAGUGUAUACUUUACUGACACCGGAAUAGAAGUGGUGGUGACAAUGAACGA